Molecule: messenger RNA, 3693 nt
Organism: Paramormyrops kingsleyae
Lineage: Eukaryota; Metazoa; Chordata; Actinopteri; Osteoglossiformes; Mormyridae
Product: lipase maturation factor 2-like
Biological process (GO): protein maturation
Cellular component (GO): endoplasmic reticulum membrane
Source: RefSeq, a predicted model, not a curated record
UUCAUUUUAGGCGGGGAGAGCCACGCCUUCAGGGCGACCGAACCGUUUCGGCUUCCUGUGCUGUAUAAAUGCAGCUCGGAGAGCUGGGCGUGGGGUCGCAGCGGGAAAUGGGGGAGAUCAGGUUGCCCAGGCAUAUGUUCCUAUGGAGCAUGUCGCUCAUUUACUUGUUCGCCUUCGCGUCGUUUUACGUCCAGAUCCCAGGACUCUAUGGAAAUGAAGGGAUCCUGGAUGCUGGCUGGCUGAUCAAGCCCCUGGGGCGGCUCCUACUGGAGCAGCUGUGGGACUCCCCCACCCUGCUGUGGCUGGGCCCCCACCUGGGCCUGGGCACCUCGCAGAUGAUGGAGCUGAUUAGCCUGCUGGGGGCGCUGCUGUCCUUCGGAGCACUGGUGCUGGAGCCCCUGCGAGACAGCCUGAUCUUCUUCUUGCUGUGGUUCUUCUACCUCUCCCUCUUCCAGGUUGCGAAGGUGUUUUUCUACUUCCAGUGGGAUAGGCUCCUGCUGGAGAUGGGCUUCCUCACGGUCCUGGUGGCCCCGCUGAAGCUCCUCCGGGGGAAGUCCUCCUUCUGCUACCACGACGGCAUGACCUUCUGGCUGCUGCGCUGGCUGCUCUUCCGGCUGACCUUUGCCUCUGGCGUGGUCAAGCUCACCAGCCGCUGCCCGACCUGGUGGGGCCUCACGGCCUUGACGUACCACUAUGAAACCCAGUGCCUUCCCACGCCCCUGGCCUGGUAUGCCCACCAGCUCCCUGUGUGGUUCCACAAGCUCAGUGUCGUUGGCUCCUUCGUCAUCGAGAUGGCUGCCCCCUUCCUCUUCUUUGCCCCUAUCAGGUGUUUGAGGCUCACCUCUUUCUAUCUGCAGGUCCUGUUCCAGGUGUUCAUCAUACUGUCAGGAAACUAUAGCUUCUUCAACCUCCUCACCAUCGCCUUGUGCUUCUCUCUCCUGGAUGAUGACCAGAUCAAUUCUUGGCUUGGGCGCUGCAAGAAGAAGAGUCGUGAGAAAACUUGGCCUCAAGCCUUAAUCUCUUGGACAGCAUUUGUGAUUGAACUAGCCAUGUAUGUGCUGAUAAUCUACUGUACCAGGUUAUAUUUUGAACUGGAAGUUAACUGGGAGACAAAGAGCAUGUCUUCGAGAACAGCAUUUACCUACGAUCAGUUCCAUCAUUUUUUGAAUAAGAUCACAGUUCCUACCAUUUGGAUUGGAGUUCUCUCUCUCACCUGGGAGGUCAUCACGGCCAUGUUCAGGUGUGCCUGUGUGCGGGGACUUUGGAAGCUCUGGGUCACCAUCCAGUGGGCCGUCUUUGCCGCGGUAGCAGCUGUCAUGCUCACCAUUAGCCUGGUCCCCUACACUACCAUUCACCAGGAGACUCACCGCAGCAUCUGGCCGGGCGUGCGGAAGCUGUAUGAUGUGGUGGAGCGCUCCCAGCUGGUCAGCUCCUACGGGCUCUUCAGGACCAUGACUGGGGUUGGCGGGCGACCCGAGGUGGUGAUCGAGGGCAGCAUGGACAAGAAGAGCUGGACGGAAAUCGAGUUCAUGUACAAGCCCGGGAAUGAGAGCACCCCCCCGCCCGUGGUGGCCCCUCACCAGCCGCGGCUGGAUUGGCAGAUGUGGUUUGCUGCCCAGGGCCCGUACAGUCAGAGCCCCUGGUUCGUCAGCUUGGUUCAUCGGCUGCUGCAGGGAAGCAGGAGCGUGAUCACGCUCAUCCAGGUGGACGAGUCCCGAUACCCAUUCAGCCAGCAGCCUCCAGCAUUCAUCCGCGCCCGACUCUACAAGUACUGGUUCACGAAGGCCAGUGAAAACGGGACUUCCCCGCAGCGGUGGUGGCAGAGGCGCUAUGUUGGCGAGUUCUUCCCUGCCGUGUGCCUGGGGGACCCAGCCUUGGAGAACCUGCUGAGCCAGUUUCACCUCAAGGACGAGGAUUCGGACCUGAGCAGUCUGGAAGGCUCGGUCUCUGGAGCCCUGCAGGUCCUGCGGAGCUGCGUCGGGCCCCUUUCUGGCCCCUUGGUGCUUUGGUCCCUCUUCGCCACAUCGGCCGCCAUCUCCCUUAUGAAGAUAUUCUGCUCUCCCAGAACCAGUCGCCCCAGAGUUGCUUCCACAGAGUCUAGGACUGCAAAGGCUUCCCAAGAGAAAAGGGACCAGAGCAGGAAGACGGAGGAGUCUGUGGUCAGCCAGGCAGAGGCCAAGGGCUCGGCCGAGAGAUUGGAUUCAGACAGAGUCCUGAAGAAGAGGAAGUGAUGUCAUCCCUCUUCCCUCCCUCUGCUUCUCCAUGAUGCCUGAACUUCUGAAGCACGUAGCCCAGUCUAAUUUUGGUAUGUUACCUGUUGCCAAAACUGCCUUAUGUUUCCUUGAAUGAUAAUUUGUGUGUGUAUGUGUUUUUUUUUUUUUUUUUUUCCCCCUCCUAUGUUAUACUGAGGAGAAACCCGUGUGUUUGUAGUUCAGAGCAUUUUGGCCAUGAAGGCUAUUUUUAGCCUGUACCCUGCGUGAGUGAAGCUCUCUGCAGUGCUCUGUUGCUCUGUCAGGCUCUCGGGCAGAUCGCUCGGCAUUUCCUCUCGUUCUGAAAGCAUUCCCAUUCACUUUCUCCAUGUGCUGAUCUUUGCACUGUUACCUGCAGCUGCUGUUACCUGAAGCUGGUUGAUUGGGAAACCACAAUAAAAACACCACGUCAUGCAGGCCGUCGGCAGCUUUUCUCACCCUAUACUGACACCCUUGUCAUUGUGGUUUAACUGGCUGUAAAAUGAUUCAUUUUGCAUUUCAGUUCCUAGUGCAAACCACAUCAGGUCUUAUUUAUUAAGCCCACCUUUUAUGUACUGACACAUUUACAAAUUGGUGUUCUAGAACUCAAGUAUAAUUUAAACUGUAAUGGCAGAAUUUGGUCUGUUCUGGCAAGAAAGUCUGUCUGGGCCUCUUCUGCCUCAUGGUACCGGGAGCCUCACUAGUCGGUGUCCUCUAUUGCAUUUUGUUGUGGCUCAAAGUUCUCGGGCUGAAUCAAAGGCUGUCUUUAGUAUGAGGGCUUUUUUCAGUGUACAGCCUAAACGUAAAAUGUUUAGCAUGAAGCUUGGAGCCUCAAAGGCUUGAAUGUUGACAGUGUAGCUGUGUUGUCCUCAAAAUUCAAGGAGUAAAUUGAGUUGAAUGGAUUAGUCUAGAACCUGGUAUCUUCUUGAUCAUGAAUGUGCUGAGGUUAGAGACCCUCGUGGGGACUUCCCGUGCGUGUUUGGAGGGGGUGAGUCUGUGGUUUUGCACAGAAGUGACUAGCUGACCACGCAAUCAUAGUAUUUUAGCAAAUGUGUGUGUGGAUUCGCGUCUAGUUAAAUUUGCGUGGUGUUGAGGUGGCUAAUCACACACUGAGGAGGGAAUGCCAGUCGCCCUUCUCCAUCUCUGCCAGGCCUGGCCUCCUUACAAAGAUGCCAGAGUUGCUUCAUUUAGUUGGCACGUCACUGCUGGUGCCUCCCCAGGAGCAGAACGUGUCCCUGUGGCGGCUGCUGUCAGCGAAUGCUUUUUAGAUUCAAGACAAUCAUGAUGUCAUAGAUGCAUCUGCUGGAUUUUAUUUCCUUUGCCUUUUUUCCCCAAAAGCAAUGCAAGACAUUUCUAACCACCCCCCCCCCCCAAAAAAAAGCUUUAUUAUAAUUGUGGGGGGAUUGGUUGAGUGCAUUUUUAUACAAACUUUUGUAUUCUAUAUAAUAAACAUUUUCCAAAGCCU